Neltuma alba is the source of this 2340-nucleotide messenger RNA. RefSeq names its product protein CHLOROPLAST IMPORT APPARATUS 2. Gene Ontology annotation, molecular function: protein binding. Lineage: Eukaryota; Viridiplantae; Streptophyta; Magnoliopsida; Fabales; Fabaceae. The record is from RefSeq and is a predicted model, not a curated record. Gene Ontology annotation, biological process: regulation of DNA-templated transcription. The transcript is spliced from 3 exons. The coding region runs from base 879 to 2147 and encodes 422 amino acids. Gene Ontology annotation, cellular component: nucleus.
CGUUCUCAUCUCCAUCCUUCCAUCGCUCCCACCUCCACCUCCUCCACCACUGCCCAGUGACUUCACCCCCCCUCUCUCUUCUCUCUCCCUCAUCCAAACACACAGCUUGUGAUUGUGUCUGUGCCUAUCUCUCUCUCACUCUCUCUCCCUAUAUUGCCUAUAUGUACACGCACCCCAACGGUUCUCUCUUCUAUGUCUGUUUUUCCCCGUGACCUACUCUCUCUCUCUCUCUCUCUCUCUCUGAACUUAACACUGCUCAGUACUGUCUUUGGCUCCCUCGUUACAAUACUUUCCUUCACCAAAACCAAUUUGAUAUCUUCAAUACUGGGUUGGUUGUUGUUUCCGGGGGCUCUGGGAUUUUGGAACACUCUGUUUUAGAGUUUUUACUUGGCAGUGUCCUCAAAUUUUGGUUCCUGUUUCAAUAAGGGAAGUGAGGGAAUUUUUUUUACUACUUGGUUUAUUUAUUUUGUGUGGUUCUGGGGUGUUCCACUUCAAUUAUAUUCCUAUACUUCUUGGCUUUUUCCCCUCGUUUCUCAUUCAGUUCUAUUUCUUUUUUCAAAUAAACAAGGCCAACACCUUUUAUUCCCUGUACUUUUUGGGUUUAGGGUUUUGCAACUUUUUCCCUCUGCCAGUGGCUUCUCGCUUUACUCCCCACUUCUCAUCAGUCUGGGGAAAUAAAAUGAAGCAUGUUUCAUUGCUUUGAGCUUUUCCUGUACUUCUGGGUUUAAUCCUCUGAAACUCUUGAGCAUCUUUUUACGCUUUGUUCACUUGUUGUUCCUGAAUUCUGCAUGCUGACUCAAAUCUUUUUCUCACUGAUGCAUUUGGUGCUUUGAAUGACCUUCAAUAUCUAACCUGUUUCGAGCUUCUUCCAUUCACAAAUGUCUGCGUGUUUAAGCGGAGCUAGUGGAAGAACUUAUGGGUUCGAUUUCGAUUUUGUCAAAUCUCCGUCUACAUCGACCCGAACUACAUCUUCUUCUCCUUCUUCAACUAUCUCGGAAUCGAGCGAUUCUCCGCUUGCUAUCUCCACUCGAAAAUCUCGAACCCCUCGAAAGCGACCCAACCAAACUUACAAUGAAGCUGCCGCAAUGCUUUCGACAGCAUACCCAAAUCUCUUCCCCUCCGAAAGCCUAAAAAAACCAGGCAAGUUCACCAAAACAAUCGAUAACUUUGCGGAUGAAUCUUCAGAAUUGUUCUUCCCUUUCCAAAUAUUUGAUACCUCCUCUUUCCUACUUCAGCACCAACCAAUCCAACAGAAGCCUGUUAAAUUUCCAGUAGAGCCCAAAGCGGUUAAUCUGACAGAAAAAUCGUGCCAAAGUCCUGGGGAGAUUAGCUCCGGAGUAAAUACUCAAGAAUUCGACGAUGAUUGCCGAGAAGAUUUCGAUGCUGAAUCGAUUCUCGAUGAGGAAAUCGGGGAGGGAAUCGAUAGCAUCAUGGGCAGCAGGGCCGAAGAUUCCCAUGGCGCGUCUUGUCACGACGAACACGUGAAUCACCGGACUGCGGAUUCGACGGGAUUUAAUUUUGGCGGGAAAUUCGAUUUCCGGCUAAGAGCUCUCCGCGGGGUCGAUGAAGGGAAUUAUUGGUGGAGCUUUCCCGCUGUUGUCAACAUGCUCGAAAUCUCACCAGAAAUCAAAAAGCCUACUCCGGCAGCAUCAACUUCGCCGGAGAAGAAGAAAAAGAAGAAGACGAGGAAGGUGGAAAAGCUGACGACCAUCGAGUCAAAGAUUCCGGAGUUGCCGAAGGAGAGUUCGAUUCCGAAGGAGAAAUCAAAUCCUGGCUUGCUGUUGAAAUUGAAUUACAACGAGGUUCUUAAUGCUUGGUCUGACCGGAGUUCACCGUUCACCGGCGAAAGUCCCGCCUCUGAUGUGCACGGAAAUGAUGUCGCGGCACGGCUGGCACAAAUAGAUUUGUUGUGGGAGAGUGGAGAAGGAGGGGUGAUGAGGGAAGCCAGCGUGUUGCGCUACAAAGAAAAGCGACGGACCCGGCUCUUCUCUAAGAAGAUUAGAUAUCAAGUGAGGAAAGUCAACGCUGAUCAACGGCCCAGAACGCAGGGACGAUUUGCGAGGAGGCCCAAUUGUUGCUCUAACGCACAAAGCUCAAAGUGCAAAGGCAGUAAAGCAGGCCUUGCGUCCGAUCACUGUCGACCAUAAAAGAAAAAAGGCCCACAUUUUUUAUUUGUAUUAAUUUCCUUUUUCUUUUUUGUUGUUUCUCGUUUUAUUUCACAAGAGAAAAGCCCACGAAUAGAGUGGAGCUAUAUCAAACUUUUUGGCGGUUGGGUGAUUUGGGGUCUCACGAUAAAUAAACAUUGUGAUAUCUUUCAAUAAAAGAAAUGUCUUUAAUGAA